AGGGAAGUUUUGCUUUUGAUUAAACGUUUUCAAUUAAAAUUUGGACCUCAAUUUUAUUCUUAAUUUUCUUUUAUUAAGAAUAUAUAUACUUCAUUGUUAACUAAUUGCAACGGCGACAUUUCUUUUCCGAUCGCUUUCGAAGAACAAACCACCGUUGCAUCGAUUCACACACCUUCUUUCUCCGACGCCGGACUCCCUAAUUGGAGAUGUACCUCAAGAAGGCAUUGUGGACCGACGGACUCACGCCUAAUCCCUCAGCCGAUUCUUUGCCGGACGACCAAUCGGCCUCUGCAACAUCUUCCGCCGUCGGGGAGUUGGUCAAUUCUUUGAACCGUCAGAGGCUCUUUCGUGAGGUUACUUUUGCUCUUCGAACAGGCCUCAGAGAUGCCAGCGCCGAGUUUAGCUUUCUCCGAGUCUGUGGUCUUCGUAGCCUCCUCAAGUCCCUUCGCUCCAUUGCUGAAUCCAAUUCUACGAUCGAGCUUUUCUGCCAGACUCAGUCCGUGCCCGAGCUUCAAGUGGUUCCAGUUCUAUUUCAACAGUCGUUAAAAGAAUCAGAGGAUGAUCCUGUGGUAAAUUUGGACCAUAUCUUUGGAGUGGAACCUUUGAAGAUCGCUAGUCCUUCAACCGAUGCCGAAGUUGCCCUUGCACUACGAGUUUUAGAAGGUUGUUGUCUUCUUCACAGAGAGAGCACUGCUUUAGCCCAUCAGCACAAGGCAAUUCCGGUUUUGAUGAACAUAUUGUCUAUUCGUGGAAUACUCGAACAAGGUGCAUGCUUAGAUGCUUUAAUUUCAGUAAUGUUGGAUUCUUCAGCCAAUCAAAUGGAUUUUGAGGUUUGCAACGGUAUUGAGGAAGUUGCAGUGCUCAUAAGGGACAAACAGAUUGAUGAAAACCUCAGGUUGAAAUGUGGUGAGUUCUUAUUGCUUCUUAUUGGACAUGUAAAUGGGAGGGGAAGGCCUCCUCUAGCAACCAUACAUGAAGACAUAAGGCAGCUUCUAGGAGAGAAAUCAGCCUCCUUGAUAUGGGCAGCCAGUCAAUUUGGGUCAACUCUUGAUCCAGAGCAGAGAUUAACAGCACUACACAUCCAAGCUCGUCGGGUUCUCGAGUCGCUGGACCUGUAUUAAAUAUAAAUAUGAUGCAGCAGUAGAAAUAUCUCGUGAUGUCGGGUUUGGAGUAACAGUGAUGAAUUUUUAGGGUGGAAUGUUAAAGGAAAGAAAAGGGGAUGAAGUUAGAAAAACACACACUUGGUCAAGUAUGAAGAGAAAAACAGAAACAGCGUAUCUUUGCCUUGAUUUUUGAAGGAAACGUCCCUAUCUCAGGGAACAUUGGUUGGGGACGAGAAAAUUGUGUUAUAGUGAGAACAGCCGAUGCUUGAUUUUGGUCUUCACAUGAAAGUUCAACCACUCCACAUUACUAAACCAGGCAUGUUCUGUAAACUUUUUUGAUAAAAAUCAUCAUUACUUCAAACUAAAUUGUUUCAUGAUAGUCCACGAUUUGCCUGUCUGGUUGUUUAUCAGUAUAAUAAGUCUUUUAUUAAUUGUUUAAUUAUUAGAAUACGAAAAAGAAGACUAUUUUUUAUCC
Molecule: messenger RNA, 1578 nt
Organism: Cucumis sativus (cucumber)
Lineage: Eukaryota; Viridiplantae; Streptophyta; Magnoliopsida; Cucurbitales; Cucurbitaceae
Exons: 6
Coding region: 207-1121 (304 amino acids)
Source: RefSeq, a predicted model, not a curated record